Messenger RNA from Nymphalis io (European peacock), 2286 nucleotides. RefSeq lists its product as uncharacterized. The record is from RefSeq and is a predicted model, not a curated record. The coding region runs from base 694 to 1875 and encodes 393 amino acids. NCBI's taxonomy places the organism in Eukaryota, Metazoa, Arthropoda, Insecta, Lepidoptera, Nymphalidae. The transcript has 2 exons.
GUAGUAUAUAAGCAGCUGACACAUGGUAUUGAGAGCAGUAAUAAAUUUAUCUUCAAACCUUAAACAUCUACUUUAUUUACCUAGUCCCGUCCUUACAUGGCGACCCUGCCAUUUAAGGUUCGGUUUCGGGUUCUAACGAAGUGCAGUAUAACAAUAUAAUGUCGCUCUGUGUAAUAUUGGACAUUCGUGUAUUUAAUUGUUCGAACGUUAGUAGCGUCAUAAUACAAAAUGGGCAAAGAACAAAGUAAAGAACAAAUUGUGGUUGCACAAAAUGCCGCAGGAGGCGUGAAUUCGGCCGACGUGGAACUAAUACACCAAAAUCAGAAAGUGACAAAUAUAAUUUUGGGUAUUUUUCUUUUACUUUUAAUUUUGGGGGCAAAGUUUGCCAUAUAUAAAUUAUAUAAACGCUGCCACAUAAACUGGAUGCGUCAGGAGAUGGCCAGGAGCGCUUUCAGACGUUCGAGGCGGGGACCAGAGACUGGAGAAAUAAAUCAGGAACGUGUUGUUUAGCCUGGAGACGCAUCAAUGGAUGCUUAUAAAAAAAAAUAGGAGUGUAAAAGUGUGAAAAAUAUAUAAAAGGAGAAGUGAAAUAGUGUCAUCAGCAAAGGUGUUAUGGUAUUAUAGACAAUAGAUAUAUUCAUAUUUUAUCAUUAUUUUUAAGUGUAUAUUUUUAAGCCGUUUCUUAAGAUUUAAAUGGAUCAUAUAUUAGAUAUAAAACAUCAAAUUGAAAAUAUAAAAAUAAAUUUAAUUAAACUAAGUAAAGGGAAAAGAACUAAAAAGUUGUUAGAACAGAAAUAUUUAGAGGCAAAAAGUUUAUAUGACGAAUAUAUAAAAUAUCGUGACGAGUUAAACUUUAAUGCAUCUAAAGGGUAUAUAAAAAAGGAAGAGAUAAAUUACUUAUUAGUUGCUUGCGAAGAAAUUGAAUCGCUUUAUCAAAAAAUUCAAACAACUUGUUUAGUUAGUGACCAAGAUUUUAGCACCAUGACUGACUUUGACAUGAAAACUGCUACUUCUCUUCUACCUAUUAUGACAGGAGAUGAAGAAGUUACUAAAAAAUUAAUAGAUUGUAUCGAAUUCUAUAGCCAAACCAUUAGGAAAGAACAUGAACAGUUACUUAUUUCUUUUGUCCUUAAAACUCGUUUAACUAAAAAUGCCAAAUUACGUUUGUUAUCUAACUAUGAAUCUUCCACAGAACUUAUUGCCGACAUGAAAAAUAAUCUGUUGACUAAGCAGUCAGCCACGGCACUACAAAUAGAAAUGUUAAAAUCUAGACAAGGUUCGCAGAGUAUUGAGGAAUUUGGUAAGAAACUUGAGGAUUUAUUUGUUGAAUUGACUAUUUCCCAAGCUAACGGUGACGAUAACGCGUUUAAAAUAUUGAGACCCGUAAACGAAAAAUUAGCAAUACAGCGAUUCACCGAAGGUUUGAGGAACAGUCGAUUAAGCACUAUUUUAGCGGCCCGCAACUACUCAGAGCUGAAAGAUGUUAUAAGAGCAGCCAAAGACGAGGAACUGUCGCGUCAAGGCUCUUUUACAUCAGCUGAAACGAUUUUCACGACUCAACAUCGAGGUAAGUACCAACCAUCUUAUAGGGGGCAUAGUAGAGGUCGAGUAUUAAACAACGCACGCCAACAUUACACGCCAAAUAGUUCAUUUAGGCCGAUGCCGAAUCAAACAUCUAGUUUAUACCACCGAGGAAACAAUAGAGGAUCCACAAGUAAUUCUCGAGGACGCGGACAUAAUUUUGAACGUGCAGUAUCGCGAGGUAGAAAUAAUAACGGAAGAAAACAGCAUGGGUAUCUUAUGAAUCAAUCCCAAAACGAUAUACAGGUUACUACUUCGGAAAAUAACCAAAACUUAGAGUUUUUUCGAUCCUAACUUUAUUCUAGCAUGCAAUACAUAUAAUAAUUUCGUAGAGUUUACAAUAUUAGGUACCAAAUAUAGAAUGCUAAUUGACACGGGCGCCUCGAUGUCAGUGAUUAAAUACGAUGUAAUAAGAGAUAGGAAUAUUCCAAUACAUCCAAAACGCGUAGCCGUAAAUGGUAUUGGUGGCACCUCGUACACCGAGGGCUAUGUUUACAUACCGUUUACCUUAUGUGGAAUAGAAUUCAAACAUAAGUUUUAUGUCUUAAAGAAUUUGCCUUGUAUUCAAGAUGGUUUAAUCGGACAAGAAUUUUUAACUAAUUAUAAUUGUGUAUUAAAUUACGAAAAUAAUACAUUUACUUUAAAUAGCUUCGACAAACCAAUUACGCUCUCCUUAGGUUUAGGAAAAUUAGGUUUAGGAAAAUU